Messenger RNA from Erythranthe guttata (spotted monkey flower), 639 nucleotides. Its product is annotated as small ubiquitin-related modifier 2. The record is from RefSeq and is a predicted model, not a curated record. NCBI's taxonomy places the organism in Eukaryota, Viridiplantae, Streptophyta, Magnoliopsida, Lamiales, Phrymaceae.
AAGAAAAAUAAAGACGCACGGUAAAGCUUAACAGUAAACCCUCAUUCAAAAAAGCAGGAGAGAAGAAAAAGGGCGGAAUUAGACAAACAGCGGCGUCGGCAACAGUCGUCGUUCACGAUUAAUCUCCGGGAGCAGAAAAUCGUCGCCGGAAAAACCAAAUGUCGACUCCGGGAGAAGGUGAAGAAGUGGAAGAUAAGAAGCCCAUAGUUCAAUCUCGAUACAUCACCAUCAAAGUGAAUAGCAAUUAUAAGCAGGAUGAGAAUGCAGUAUUUUUCAAGAUAAAGAGAAACGUAAAACUGAAGGUACUCAUAAGGGCUUAUCGUGAGCGACAGUCGGUGGAUGACUCCAUUGUCUAUCUUUACAAUGGCACCAAAAUCGGAGAUGAAGAUACUCCCGAUUCGCUGGAAAUGGAGGAUGUUGAUGAGAUAGAUGCUAUGGCCGCCAUGGAUGGAGGUGCUUCAGAUUAGAAAAUAUUUAUAAUUUAAAUUAUUGAGUAGCCCAGAAUCUUGUUGAUGACAUUCAACUUUGAAAUUGUACGAGUAACUUGUUAGUUUCUUCAGUUAUGGUGUCUGAUACUCGAUCUCGCUUGUUCGUGUUCUUGCCGUUUCUGAUAACUCAUCUCUCUUUUUUUGGUUCCUA